GGCUUCCUUCCGGCCGCCAUUUUAGCUGCUUCAACCUCGCUCGCUCUCGGCUGCCUGGCAGGGUCGGCGUCCCCCGCCGCCAUGUCCAAGCGCCACCGCCUCGACCUCGGCGACGACUACGGCUCCAACAAGAAACGCGCCACCGCCGCCGCCGCCGAUGGGAAGGAUCGAGAUCGUGACCGGGAUCGCGAUGAUCGCUCCAAAGACCGGGACCGAGAGAGAGAUCGCGACCGGGAAAGAGAGAAGGAAAAGGAUUUACGCCCUUCGGCCAACUCGGCCCUCCUGGCUGGCGUCGGGCUGCCCCCUCUGAAGCCCACCUUGUUCCCACAGGGCAUUAAUCCCUUUACAAACCUGCCCCACACCCCCCGUUACUAUGAAAUCUUAAAGAAACGCCUGCUGCUCCCGGUGUGGGAAUACAAGGAAAGAUUUACCGACAUCCUCAUCAGACACCAGUCCUUCGUGCUGGUGGGUGAGACGGGCUCCGGUAAAACCACCCAGAUCCCUCAGUGGUGUGUUGACUACAUGCGGUCCCUGCCCGGACCGAAGCGAGGGGUCGCGUGUACACAGCCGAGGAGAGUGGCUGCGAUGAGUGUGGCCCAGCGAGUCGCCGACGAGAUGGAUGUGAUGCUGGGCCAGGAGGUCGGUUACUCUAUUCGAUUUGAAGACUGCAGCAGCGCCAAAACCAUUUUGAAGUAUAUGACUGACGGUAUGUUGCUACGUGAAGCCAUGAAUGACCCUCUGCUCGAACGUUACGGGGUCAUCAUUCUUGACGAGGCCCACGAAAGGACCCUGGCUACGGAUAUUUUGAUGGGAGUGCUGAAGGAGGUUGUAAGGCAGAGGUCUGAUUUAAAGGUGAUAGUGAUGAGCGCCACUCUAGAUGCUGGCAAGUUUCAGAUUUAUUUCGAUAACUGCCCUCUGCUCACCAUUCCUGGCCGUACGCAUCCGGUGGAGAUUUUUUAUACUCCGGAGCCCGAACGGGAUUACCUCGAAGCAGCCAUCCGUACAGUAAUACAAAUCCAUAUGUGCGAGGAAGAGGAAGGAGACCUGCUUCUUUUUCUGACUGGACAAGAGGAGAUAGAUGAAGCCUGCAAGAGGAUAAAGCGUGAAAUUGACGACCUGGGCCCUGAAGUGGGUGACAUUAAAAUCAUCCCCUUAUAUUCCACACUUCCCCCUCAGCAACAACAGAGGAUUUUUGAGCCCCCACCUCCCAAAAAGCCCACUGGUGGGAUAGGACGAAAGGUGGUCGUAUCAACUAAUAUUGCUGAGACAUCAUUGACAAUAGACGGGGUUGUUUUCGUCAUUGAUCCUGGCUUUGCGAAACAAAAGGUCUACAAUCCACGAAUCAGGGUGGAAUCUCUGUUGGUUACCGCGAUUAGCAAAGCUUCCGCUCAACAGAGGGCUGGCCGUGCUGGUCGUACUCGGCCCGGCAAAUGUUUCCGGCUCUACACAGAAAAAGCGUACAAAACUGAGAUGCAGGACAACACCUAUCCUGAGAUUCUGAGGUCAAACUUGGGUUCUGUGGUAUUACAGCUGAAGAAGCUUGGUAUAGACGAUUUAGUUCACUUCGAUUUUAUGGACCCGCCAGCUCCAGAAACCUUGAUGAGAGCCUUGGAGCUUCUGAAUUACUUAGCGGCUUUAAACGAUGACGGAGACCUGACUGAACUGGGGUCCAUGAUGGCCGAGUUUCCCCUUGACCCACAGCUGGCUAAAAUGGUUAUUGCAAGUUGCGACUACAACUGUUCUAAUGAGAUUCUAUCUAUUACUGCCAUGUUGUCAGUCCCACAGUGUUUUGUUCGCCCCACGGAAGCCAAGAAAGCUGCCGACGAGGCCAAGAUGCGAUUCGCCCACAUAGACGGAGAUCAUUUGACGUUGCUGAAUGUGUACCACGCUUUUAAACAAAAUCAUGAAUCGGUUCAGUGGUGCUAUGACAACUUCAUUAACUACAGGUCCCUCAUGUCUGCAGACAACGUACGCCAACAGCUGUCACGAAUCAUGGACAGGUUUAAUCUGCCACGCAGAAGCACAGACUUCACCAGCAGGGACUAUUACAUCAAUAUACGAAAGGCCUUGGUUACCGGUUACUUCAUGCAGGUGGCCCAUUUGGAACGGACGGGGCAUUACCUGACGGUGAAAGAUAACCAGGUAGUUCAGCUGCACCCCUCGACAGUUCUCGACCACAAACCGGAAUGGGUGCUUUACAACGAAUUUGUCCUUACCACAAAGAACUACAUUCGCACUUGUACAGACAUCAAACCAGAAUGGUUGGUGAAAAUUGCUCCCCAAUAUUACGACAUGAGCAACUUCCCACAAUGCGAAGCAAAGAGACAGCUGGACCGCAUCAUCGUCAAACUCCAGUCGAAGGAGUACUCCCAGUACUGAUUGGCCUUUGAGCUGAACUUGCUCAGAGAACAGCUUCAAACGAUAAAUGGCGUUCUUAAAAGUUCCAGGUUGUGCUCUUUGCCUUUAUUUGGGAGGUUUCUAAUUUCUUCUACACAGUAAAUAUUCCAUUUUAAUUUCAUACAUUAAAUAUGUAUGCCUCUCUUUUCUUUGUGUGUUGUUCACACUGUAACUCAUACCGGGGGGGGGGCGGGGGGGGGGAAAGCUGAUCAAUGUUUUGCAGUUUAUGAAAAGUAGUUUCUCUCUUUCUCUCUCUCUCUCUCUCUCUCUCUCUCUCUCUCUCUCUCUCUCUCUUUUUCUCUUAACAAUGUUGUAAGCAUUUCUUUAGAAAUGGUUGGAAAUGCUUCUGAAAUGUGAGUCUCCACCAUGGCGUGCAUGAUCGUUGUAAUUGUUGACAUUCCUUUUAGAAGUGAAAUGUUACAAUGUGCUUAUGUAGACACAACCUUCAGCUUCACUGCAGAAGUGUACUGACUUCAAUAAAGUCUAUUUAUACUAAAA
This is a messenger RNA of Crotalus tigris (Tiger rattlesnake), 2895 nucleotides long. RefSeq names its product DEAH-box helicase 15 (gene DHX15). The record is from RefSeq and is a predicted model, not a curated record. NCBI's taxonomy places the organism in Eukaryota, Metazoa, Chordata, Lepidosauria, Squamata, Viperidae. Gene Ontology annotation, cellular component: intracellular anatomical structure; spliceosomal complex. Gene Ontology annotation, molecular function: ATP binding; RNA binding; RNA helicase activity. The transcript is spliced from 14 exons. Bases 82 to 2379 code for a protein of 765 amino acids.